CACAUUGUAAACACCAUCGACCACUGUCUACAAGAAGAACUCAUUCGCUCUCUGCCCCCUCACUAGCUCUCGAGAAACUCUUCUCUCUCUCUCUCUCUCUCUCUCUCUCUCUCUUUAGCUCUCUCGCUCUUUAAGAAUCAACAGAGACAGUUUCGCUCCUUUUCUCUGUGUUUGCACGCAUUUGAGAAAGAAACAUUCAAGAAACAAACAGAGCACCUCUGUUUUUUUUCAAGCUGGCGAUCGAAAAUCAAGAAACCACUGUCCGGGAAAUCAAGCCCAAGAACCGGAGGAUCAUGGGUGCUGGAGGCCCUGAUGACGAGGACAAUAGGUGGCCGCCGUGGCUGAAGCCUUUGCUGAAAGAGAGCUUCUUUGUUCAAUGCAAGUUACACGCGGAUUCCCACAAGAGUGAAUGCAACAUGUACUGCUUGGAUUGCAUGAACGGUGCUCUCUGCUCUAUCUGCCUCAACUACCACAAGGACCACCAUGCUAUUCAGAUAAGAAGGUCCUCAUACCAUGAUGUGAUAAGGGUCUCUGAGAUUCAGAAAGUUUUGGACAUAACUGGGGUCCAGACCUACGUUAUCAACAGCGCCAGGGUCGUCUUCUUGAACGAGCGCCCUCAGCCUAGGCCCGGCAAAGGCGUCACCAACACCUGUGAGGUCUGCGAGCGCAGCCUGCUUGACUCUUUCCGCUUCUGCUCUCUCGGUUGCAAGAUUGUUGGGACAUCCAAGACUUUCCAGAAGAGGAAGAAGCACUCGACGACGGAUCUGGCUUCCGACUCAGAGGACUCCCAGUCCAGCAGCAGCCACGGCCAAGGGAAGAGAAAAUUCCAGAGCUUCACUCCCCCCACGCCGCCGCCAACUGCCAAUUACCGGACGGCGAGGCGAAGAAAGGGAAUCCCACACCGUGCACCAAUGGGAGUAAUCAUGGGGUACUAGCGCUAAAUGUUUUCUUCUAAUUACUCUACUACCGGUGGCACAUAACUUCUGUGCCCCUCUUCCAAUGGCCGCAGUCUUUUUAGCCUCUUAAAAGGCCGGCGUUGGAUUUAGUAUCUGUACAUAGAAGCAAUAGAAGUGAACAAGCUAGAAAAAUGUGAAAAAAUAAAGGCAAAAUGUGGAGAUGGUGGAGUCGGUGGAAAACUUUUUAGAAGAAGAAUAUUAGAAUACUAUAUAUAUAUAUAUAUAUAUAAUAUAUAAGUCUAUAGGGUUGGUUUUUAGUGAUUAUACAUAAGAUUUGGGGCUUUUGUUUAAAGUGUAAAUGCUGCUUGGGUUUUAGAGAGGUGGUAGGGAAUGGGAAUGGGAUUGGGAAGCAAUAUGUACUCAGUCUUGGGGGGAAAUGUCUAUAUAAGGAAAAUGAAUAAAUAGAUUUUUGUUUUAUA
This is a messenger RNA of Alnus glutinosa, 1375 nucleotides long. Its product is annotated as protein RGF1 INDUCIBLE TRANSCRIPTION FACTOR 1. The transcript has 4 exons. The record is from RefSeq and is a predicted model, not a curated record. Lineage: Eukaryota; Viridiplantae; Streptophyta; Magnoliopsida; Fagales; Betulaceae. Bases 294 to 935 code for a protein of 213 amino acids.